ACCUUACUAUUUCAUGUGUUUUGGUUAUAUUGUGUGAGUAAAAAGGGGGCUCACUUUAAAACUCGAUAAUGGGAAAAAAAUGGGAAAGUUUAACGGUACCGCUCCAUGACGAAGUAAAGAACGGAAUAAAGAGUCUUAAUUUUCCAUUUAUGACUCCCGUGCAAGCCGCUACGAUACCGCAACUCCUUAGCAAAAAAGACGUUGCAGCAGAAGCAGUCACAGGUUCUGGGAAAACUCUAGCCUUCCUUAUACCAAUCCUGGACAUUUUAAAGAAGCGGGAAGCUGAAGAAAAAUGGCAAAAACACCAGGUUGGAGCCAUUGUCAUUUCUCCCACUCGAGAGUUGGCUUUGCAAACCAAAGAUGUCCUGAGUCAACUAUUAGAUAGCGUUACCAACUUAAGUCAAAUCCUUUUUGUUGGGGGCACCACAGUAGAAGAAGAUGUCAAACAAUUUAAAGAAAAUGGAGCUAAUAUAAUUAUUUGUACACCUGGUCGCUUAGAAGACUUACUUACCAGAAAACAAGAUUUAAACUUACCUAAUGCUGUCAAAAAUUUGGAAGUGCUCAUUUUGGAUGAAGCUGAUCGGUUGUUAGAUUUAGGAUUUCAGAAGAGUUUAAAUACAAUUUUAAGUUAUCUACCCAGGCAGAGGAGAACUGGACUUUUCUCAGCCACUCAAACAAAAGAGGUGCAAGAUCUUAUAAGGGCUGGAAUGAGAAACCCAGUUUUAGUGAGUGUGUCAGCCAAAGCAAAACAGAGCACCCCAGACAUGCUUGAAAACUUUUAUAUUUUAGCUAAAAAUAAUGGUAAACUGGCCACCUUAAUAUCAUUCCUUAGGAAAAACAAAGUCCAAAAAUCCAUGCUAUUUUUACCUACAUGUGCCUGUGUGGACUACUGGUCCAAAAUAUUCCCCCAAAUUAUGCCCAAGGAUCUUGGACUAACAGUGACGGCCAUACAUGGGAAAAUGAAAGAUAAAAGACGUAAAGUGCUGGAUCAUUUUAGAAACAGUGAAAAAGGUCUGCUGCUUUGCACUGACGUUAUGGCCAGAGGAAUAGACAUUCCAGAGGUUGAUUGGGUACUUCAGUGGGAUCCCCCAGCAAGUGCUUCGGCAUUUGUACAUAGAGUGGGCAGGACUGCCAGACAAGGACAACAAGGCAGCGCACUAAUUCUUUUGUUGGAAAACGAAGAGUCUUACGUUAAUUUCAUCGAAACCAAUCAGAGAGUGAAGCUGAAUCCCAUAAGUGAUUGUUCCAGUGUAGAUGAUAUAAAUUCCCUUAGGGAAAAAAUUAGAGCGCUUUUAAAAAAAGAUAGAGCCUUAAUGGAACUAGGAACUAAAGCUUACGUGUCCCAUAUUAGGGCAUAUUCCAAACACGAAUGCUCCUUAAUUUUAAGGAUAAAGGAAUUACCCUUGGGUGCACUUGCUGCCACCUACGGUCUACUGCAGCUACCAAAAAUGCCCGAACUAAAAAACAGAGAUUUAUCAGAGUUUCCCGAAAUCACGAAUUUCGAUAUAAAUUCCGUCCCUUAUAGGGACAAACAUAGGGAGGCCGUGAGACAAAAAAAAUUGGAAGAAUAUAAAACUACUGGUCAAUGGCCGAGCAACAAUAAGAAACAGAAGCAUAUAAAGAAGGCGACAGAAGCGUGGUCGAUAACGAAACAAAAUAAAGAAGUGAGAAAGGAGAAACGAUUGAAGAGGAAACAGGCUAAAAUGGCGGCUAAGAGUGAGGGAAAGGGCAAAAAGAGAAAAGGUGGUAUAAUCGAAGAGGAUUUAGAAGAGUUGAAAAGGGACAUGGCCCUGUUAAAGAAAUUUAAAAAAAAGAAGAUAUCAGAUGAGCAGUAUGAAAAAGAAAUGGGACUUACGUAACAAUUAUUUAUUUGCGUAUUUAAUCAGUUGUAUUUAAUAUUAGUUAUAAGUCCGGAGAUCCUAUUGUAAUAUUUUACAGAUUAAAAGCACCUAAUUAAAAGCAAA
Molecule: messenger RNA, 1964 nt
Organism: Anthonomus grandis grandis
Lineage: Eukaryota; Metazoa; Arthropoda; Insecta; Coleoptera; Curculionidae
Product: probable ATP-dependent RNA helicase DDX55 homolog
Exons: 11
Coding region: 69-1859 (596 amino acids)
Cellular component (GO): nucleolus
Molecular function (GO): ATP binding; nucleic acid binding
Source: RefSeq, a predicted model, not a curated record